GUUGUUGCCGCAUUCCAAAUUUAAAUACGCGCGGGAAAACAUGUUUAGGACUUAAGUGGCGUUUCCUUCAAAUAAUACUUGGACAAAAAAAAAAAACGAAUCGUGAGAAAUAUUUAUGCAAUAACGUCGAUGUGGAUUUCUUUUUAGUCAUUGGCCGCGCUGAGAUGUGGCGUGCAACACUCCUCAUAGUGCUUGCAGUGGGUGCCCACGCUCGUCCGAACAAGGUCCGAGACGUGACCACGUCUUGUGACAAAGGUUCCAUCAGCAUACACCUUGACAUGGAGCAGCCGUUCAAGGGACUGGUCUUCAGUAAAGAUUUCUCGAGAGAAUGUCGAGUUCAAGGUCAGAUGCAGUCAAAGAUAUCUCUGCAUUUGCCAACAAACGCAUGCGGAGUGCGAACGUCCACAAUCAAUACCACUGUAGAUGAGCCAGGAGACCAUGAAGAUUUGUACUACACGGUGGAGCUGGUCGUUCAAAUGGACAGGCAGCUACAACAGUCCUCCGACCAGGAUUUGAUAGUGAGGUGUAAAUUACAGCCGCGUGCGGUGCGCAUAAUCAGCUCAGCGCUAGAAGGCGUCAUUAAAACUAAACUUCGAGAAAUGACCGGACACGGCCACGACGGGAAGCGGAUGAGGAGCGGUCGUAAUCGACAAGGUUGGGACAACCCUGCUGAGGUAGAACAGAGGCAAUACUUGAUGGAGUCAGCGCGAGCUUGGAUGGAUUUAGCGCCGAUAGCUGCUGGGAAAGAACCGGCUACAGUGGAAGUUGGACAACCGACCAGACUGCUUAUACAAUGCACUUUACCAGUUGGAGUUGGUCUACGCGUAACCAACUGUGUAGCUCACGACGGCUUAGGGGAGGCAUCGCAGAAACUCCUUGAUGAAGCCGGCUGUCCCAUCGACGAAACAAUUUUCAACACGCCAUCCGUACAUCGACAUAAACAACGAGAAAUUGACUUUUCCGAAAACCCAAGUCUUGCAAAAAAAGAUAUCGAGGAAAAUUUGAAAAUGGCAAAAGACCCCGAAUAUAUUUUCAAGAACAUGAUGACUUAUCAGCACGCUAUGACCACAUUCGCAGCUUUCAAGUUUCCUGAUAGAGCUAAACUGCACCUAUCUUGUGGCAUAGAGUUGUGUAGGGGUCCCUGCCCCAAUGUUGAUUGCAAAGCCUUGCAGAAGCCACAGCAAACCAAGGAUGGCUUGGUGAGGAAGGCUCGACUUGACAAAGAGGCGAAAGGCUUGGUUAUAGAUAGACUGGAGGUUUAUAAUAGCAUAGAAGUGAUUGCGCCUAAUAUCGAGCUAGAAGAUGAAGCUUCAAUUAGAGGUUCAAGAAGAAUUGAACAUGAGCAAGAGUUUGUACGCGGCUUCUCUCCAGGAGACAAGACGAUCUGCCUGUCACCAGGGAAAAUGGCUCUAGCCUUCUGUGUUUUAGGAGUCAUUUUCCUUUGCGCUAUUGCCGUCGCGUUUGCAUCUUUAGUGCGAGCUAGACGGCGAACAGUCCAAGAACCGGUGCAUACAUCCCUCUCGUUCUACACAGGAAGCAAGAGUAUGUUCUCUUCUAGUGGUAGCAGUAGUUCCGGCUUAAGUGGAAGUAAGCUACUUCUGACCGAUAGUCCUUAUAUGGACCACCAUUCUUCUUCUAGCAAUAACUGGCCAUACACAAGGGCAUUCUGAUUUAGAACGACUGCAAUAAGAGAUAAAGCGGUUUCUUCAAAAGAAGAUGUCCAGACUUCUAAUCAACUAAGUAACGCUAAUUUCCGAAUGUUUGAUCAUAAUUGAUUAGGAUUGAAAUGUGGUAGAUCUAGGACAUUCAGUCCAUUUUUUCAACAGAUUGUCAUAUGUACCUAAGGCGUAGCCCGUAUGUAAGAAUAGCAUUUAUUUGCUAUCCUCCUACAUUUAGAAUUCUCCCGGAAGCUCCAAAACUAAAGGAAGACCAUGAGAAGGAAUAAAGAAUGUUAUAAAUGAAGUUGUAUACUUUUCUGGUCUAUGCUUUUCUUUCGCAAUCAAAAAAUAAGUUAAUAUUUUAAUGGUCUCGUUUCUUUGUGUUUACUUAAACACAAAUAUAGGUAAUAUGCAUUACUUACUAUCUAAUAACUAAUUAUUUACUUUGUCUACAGAGACACUUUGGCAUCGACAAAAUUCUAAAAAUAAUUGAUUAGUUACGACAAUUACUUACACUUGACACGUACUUUGUAAAAUGAAAUAUAUUUUACAAAGAAGUAUGACUGAUUUAUGAAAUAUGUUUAAUUAUUGAGGUAUUUAAGACAAUAGAGAUAAAUUAAAGGACAUAGAGGUGACAAUGCUGUUGUACCUAUAUACCUAAAUCUUCUAACUAAACAAAAAUUUACAAGUCCCAAAAUAGUGAUUUCUUUUUUAAAAGGAUAACAUCACUUUUAGACCUGUCAAUACUUUAGUUUAUUGUACAAGUACACACCUUUUUAAACAA
This is a messenger RNA of Pararge aegeria (speckled wood butterfly), 2442 nucleotides long. RefSeq lists its product as uncharacterized. NCBI's taxonomy places the organism in Eukaryota, Metazoa, Arthropoda, Insecta, Lepidoptera, Nymphalidae. The record is from RefSeq and is a predicted model, not a curated record. Bases 165 to 1670 code for a protein of 501 amino acids. The transcript has 7 exons.